Messenger RNA from Mauremys mutica (yellowpond turtle), 3611 nucleotides. RefSeq names its product 2-hydroxyacyl-CoA lyase 1 (gene HACL1). The coding region runs from base 359 to 2002 and encodes 547 amino acids. Gene Ontology annotation, molecular function: thiamine pyrophosphate binding; magnesium ion binding; catalytic activity. The transcript has 17 exons. The record is from RefSeq and is a predicted model, not a curated record. Lineage: Eukaryota; Metazoa; Chordata; Testudines; Geoemydidae. Gene Ontology annotation, biological process: fatty acid alpha-oxidation. Gene Ontology annotation, cellular component: peroxisome.
GAAGUGGCAGGUGCUGGGAGGACCCCUGUGUUCUCAGAGCUGGAACAGCGGCCAAGCUUUGCCCAGCUCCUGGGAGCCAGUUACCCGCUGAGACCCUCGCCUUGGUGGCGUGAAGACGUCCAGGGGGCCGCAGUGGAAGGCAGCCAAGGGAGUUAGUGUUGUUGGCAUUACAGCGAGGCACCGCGUGCACGGCCAAUGCACUCAGACAGUCCAGAGAGAGGAGCAGGCAAAGGGUGGGAGGAAACUCAUUUGACAACUGGUAAAAUCGGGGUAAGGGAGGCCCCAAAUUGAUUGAGCAACUAGCCCUGGGGCUGCAACAGUCCAGUGCCUUGACCAAGUUGUUCAGAACAUUGAAUAUAUGUUUGGUAUUGUUGGUAUUCCAGUGACUGAAAUUGCAAUUGCAGCCCAAGCAAUUGGAAUAAAAUAUAUAGGAAUGAGAAAUGAACAAGCUGCUUGCUAUGCUGCCUCUGCUGUUGGGUACCUGACAGGAAAACCAGGAAUAUGUCUUGUGGUUUCUGGUCCAGGUCUCAUACAUGCUCUGGGUGGGAUGGCAAAUGCGAACAUGAAUUGCUGGCCUUUGAUUGUUAUUGGAGGUUCCUCUGACAGGAAUCAGGAAAUCAUGGGAGCUUUCCAAGAAUUCCCACAGGUUGAAGCUUGUAGGCUAUACAGCAAAUUUUCUGUCAGACCCAGCAGCCUAGAAGCUAUUCCUGCUGUUAUUGAAAAGGCAGUGAGGUGCAGUAUCUAUGGUCGCCCAGGUGCCUGUUAUGUUGACAUGCCAGGAGACUUUGUAAAUCUACAGGUGAACAAGAGCUCUGUCAAAUAUGUUAAGUGCUGUUUGCCGCCUCCUGUCUGCACAGCUGAGCACUCUGCUGUAUCUGAAGCAGCAUCUAUCCUUGCACAUUCCAGACAGCCUCUCCUAAUCAUUGGCAAAGGGGCUGCUUAUUCACAUGCUGAAAACAGCAUCAGAAAGUUGGUAGACCAGUGCGGGCUACCAUUUCUGCCUACCCCAAUGGGAAAAGGAGUUGUUCCUGACAACCAUCCAAACUGUGUAGCUGCAGCCAGAUCCAGGGCAUUGCAACAUGCUGAUGUAAUAAUAUUGUUUGGUGCCAGGUUGAACUGGAUUUUGCACUUUGGACUUCCACCAAGAUUUCGACCAGAUGUAAUGAUUAUCCAGGUUGAUAUUUGUGCAGAAGAGCUGGGGAAUAACGUGAGACCUGCGGCAAAUUUAUUAGGUGACAUAAAUGCCGUGACUGAGCAGCUUUUAGAACAACUUGUUCUAUUGGAAUGGAAACAUCCUCCUUAUUCAGAGUGGUGGAAGGGAUUAAGAGAGAAAAUGAAGAGCAAUGAAGAAACAUCCAAGGCAUUGGCAUUACAAAAGUCCCUGCCUAUGAAUUAUUAUACAGUAUUCCAUCAUGUCAGAGAACUGUUACCCAGGGACUGCAUUCUGGUUAGCGAGGGAGCUAAUACUAUGGACAUUGGACGCACUAUGCUUCCAAACUAUCUUCCUCGCCACAGACUCGAUGCUGGUACAUUUGGAACAAUGGGAGUUGGGCUAGGUUUUGCUAUAGCAGCUGCAAUGGUGGCUAAAGAUCAGACACCCGAGCAGCGAGUGAUCUGUGUAGAAGGAGACAGUGCUUUUGGAUUUUCUGGCAUGGAAGUGGAAACUAUUUGCAGGUAUAACUUGCCAGUUGUAAUUAUCAUAGUUAACAACAAUGGGAUAUACAGUGGUUUGGAUGCAGAUUCCUGGAAGGAGAUGUUAAAAUCUGGAGAACCAACUGUUUGUGCACCCCCUGUUUGUCUCCUGCCAAAUUCUCACUAUGAGCAGAUGAUGUCAGCGUUUGGGGGUAAAGGAUACUUUGUAAAAACACCAGAGGAACUGCAAAAUGCCCUGAAAGCAAGCCUGGCAGAGAAGCAAGUGCCUUCCCUUAUCAAUGUAAUGAUCAACCCACAAGCUGACAGAAAGCAGCAGGAUUUUCACUGGCUGACUCGUUCUAAUAUGUAACAAAAGAUGCAGUGUGUGAUGAUCCUAGCCAAUACAUCUGCUUCAGCCAAACCAAUCAUUUUCCAGGAGUGAAACAGCUAAAGCUAUAUUUUAUCAUUAUUUACAUAAGACUGUAAAAUCCUAGUUUUGUUUCACUUUUUAAAAAAAAAAUCACUUAUACACUACUGUAAUAGCGGGUAAUCAACACAAGAGACCCCUAAAUGUACAUCAGAGUGUCCACUCAAAGGAAAUCUUCCUUUUAUGGCUAUGAACCAGAUCAUAUAGAAACACUUGAAUGAUAAAAUCAUUCUUUUCUUUUUACUACAAAUGUAACAGAUCAGACUUGUCAAUUAAAUCCUUAGUCCUUGUGGGGGCUGGGAGGGGAAAGGGAAUUUGUUGUUUACAAAUGGAAAAAAAUCUUCACAAUCAUAGUCUGUCCUUUGUUUUGGGGUUGUUUUUCCCCUCUUGAUCAACAUGCUGCUUACCAGAAAGCUUUUUUUUAUAGACCCCAAGUCUCUUACUCAGGGUUGGCACCUCAGUGAGAGGUGCUGAAUAUCUUCACUUCCUAUUCUCACAGUCCAUUGGAGUUGACAGUCCUCAGCACCUUUCAGGGUUGGGGCUCAGCCUCUACUCCAGCAAAAUAUCCACUAAUUUCAAUGGGAGUCUUGUCAGAAAAGGACUAAGCCCUUAAUUUCUUGCACUGUAUUUUUCUGUACAGAGAUGCAGACUGUGAAUUGACAGCUUUGUAUCCUGGAAUUACUUUAGAAACUUCUAAAGUGUAUUUAAAAAAAUGCCAGAUUUCACUGCAAUACUGGAUUUGUUUGUUGGAUUAAUUUCUGCAGCCUGCUAACUUGAACCUGCUUUACUAGCAGAAAAAGAAAAUCUUAAAUUACUGCCUUGUCCACCUGUUCCCACACACACACCUAUCACGCUGAAAUCAGUAGUGCAAAAGAAUUCAGAAAUAAACAUUCCAUGAUCAAGAGAUUGCAAACUGUUAACACUGGAGCUAGUGGAAGGGACCCCUGCGCUUGGGGUUGGCUAUGGCGGUCACCUAGAUUAAAACUGGGCCAGUGCCAGCUGGCUGAGAGGAUGCACAGGUUAUGGCUGGGGUUAGAGUUGGGCCCAGCUGGGGGGGGGGGGCCCUCUGGGCUAGAGAUGGGGGCCAGCGCCCCUAAUGUCAGGGUAGGGUCUGGCUGAGUGGGCCCUGAAAUCAAGGCAGGAUUAGGGUAGGAGCCAUCUAAGGGGGACUUGGGCUAGGCUUGGGGCCAGGAGCAACAGGCUGAACCAGCUCUCUAAGCUGUCGUGACUUCACAGAGAUCUGUGCUAUGCCUUUAAACGGUCUCCUGGGAGUAACCCCUUACCAGUGUCUGACCCCAAGGACCCACACUUUUCCACAAAGACAGGCUACAUGGCCUCAACAACUGCUGGACUGGGCUUUGGGCUCCAGAACCCCUGUUUCUCAUCAUGAGCUCCUACUGUAAGUCCAACUCAGGGCUGGUCUAUGCUGAAAACUUACAUCAGCAUAGCUUCAUCUCUCGGGAUGAAAAAUCCACACCCUGAGAGAUGUAACUUAGGGCAGGUCUACACUAAGGGCGGGGGUCAAACUAGGGUACACAAGUUCAGCUACGUG